Molecule: messenger RNA, 2463 nt
Organism: Alosa alosa (allis shad)
Lineage: Eukaryota; Metazoa; Chordata; Actinopteri; Clupeiformes; Clupeidae
Product: afadin- and alpha-actinin-binding protein-like
Source: RefSeq, a predicted model, not a curated record
AUUAUACCCGCCGUGAAGUGAAAGCACGGCUGUAUCAGUGCAGUCCUACAGUCCUCGACAGAAUACUGUCUUCAAAACAGCUACCCUGGACCCUAUAGGGAGUAGCCUAUUUCCACUGCAGUGAUGCCAGAAUCCACACAAGAGUUUCCAGACAUUUCCUAUGAUUCUUACAGGAACAAAGGGAAUCUCCUGGGUCAUUACACUCAGUCUACUAACUUUUAUAGUCCGAUAAGUGACUUUUGUACAGAAGACAACAUCCCAGAAUGUAUUUUGUACCUGAACCAGGAGGCUGCAUCCCUGGGUUUCCCUGCUGUCCAGCCAGACCCAGAGGGAGGUGACGGGGGGCUGGACGUGGAUGUGGUAUCCCUGCUGAACAGCAUGUAUGCCCUGCUGGAACGGCACCACCGGGUCCUGAGGGCCCUGGACCAGCUGGAGGCUGAGAGGCUCCGCAGUGUUGGCGACAUGCAGAGGCAGCAGCUCAGCCAAGGCCGGCUCAAGGAUCAACUUGAAAUAACCAAGAGGGAAAAUGCAAGACUUCAGGGAGAAAGGCAGCUGCAGUUAAAUAUUAAAAGCCUGAAGAAAUCUCUUAAAAAUGAAAAAGAGGAGGUGCAGAAGCUGCAGAACAUUCGAGCAAGUCGCUCUAUGCAGUACAAUCAUGAUAUGAAAAGAAAAGAAAGAGAAUACUACAAGCUGAAGGAGCAUUUAAAUCAGCUAUUGAUUGAUAAAAAGGAUAACAAACAAGCUAUUGAAGUUCUGAAUUGUGUGGGUAGAUCAGAUGGAAGGAGAGGUCAGUGGAAAACUAGAAAGACAGAAGCCAGGCAUGAGGAAGAGAUGUACCAGACUCUCCUGAAUGACUUCGAUAACCGUCAGCGCGAGCUGAUGCUGGAGAAUGUAGAGCUGCGGAAAGUGCUUCAGCAAAUCAAAAAAGAGAUGAUCAGUAUCUUAAGUCCAAAGCAGUCUAGCUGGAGAGAAGUGAGGCAGGAACACUGCGAAAACCAGGAUGUAGGUUCUGAUGAGGAGGUUGUGUGCGAAUCUGGCCGGGAUAGCUUGGAACAGAGCUGUGAGCAAGCCAAAGAAGAGCUAACUAACAGCAUUCGCCAGCAGUGGAGGAAACUCAAACACCACGUGGAAAAACUAGAUAGCCAAGUGUCCUUGGGUCACAUUCAGCAGAAGGACAGUGAGGUCAUGGCCAUAGAGGCCCAUGACAAGGAGAUGGACCAGCUCCGGCAGGAGAUCCAGCAGUGCAAGGACUUCAUCCACACGCAGCAGCAGCUCCUGCAGAGAAAACUCUUUGAAGAAGACCGUGGUACCUGGCUCAAACACCAGUUUCUCAACUUGUCAUUUGCAGAUCAUGUGAACCAACCAUUGUCAAAGUCUACGGGCGUCUUAUCAGAAUAUGUGGAGGUGUCUCCAGCUCCGUCGUCUCUGAGUGACGUUCUGUCUCAGAUGGUGUUCAGCCCCCCUGAGGGCUCAUCUGUGAGACCAUCGUCCUCCGCCGACUACCAGCAGACCCACCUCCCUCAGAGCAGGUUCUGAGAACUUCACACUCAUUCUACAGAAGGACGCAGAUGAAGGCCCACUCUCUGGACAGUGCUUCCCAGCACAGCUUUAUAGUGUCAGACAAGCUGCUUCACACACUGGAUCUUCAUCAGCUGGAGAAUUUUCCACUCUUACAGUCUGAAACUCCAUGCAUUACUCUUGUCCAUUUGUUAACAGUAAGAUCAGACCCCCGUUUGAAAGCCGGCAAGUAAAUAUAUGACUAAAUAUAGGUGCAAAUAGUUCAUCGUUUUAUUAUUAUUUAUGAUAGAAUCCAAUUAAUGUGGAGAAUGCUAGAUGAGACAUGUCUUGCCUACUUCAGGGAGCUGACAGAUGACAGAUGUUACAAUUAUUCAUACAGUGCAUUAAUAUAGUACCUUAUGCUUGUGAUUAAUGCUCAUAUAGACUAAAUGAAAACACCAAAUUAAUUUAAACAUACAGUAUACAGUAAUUUGUAUAAUAAUGUAUGGUCAAAACAUUUACAUUAUUUUUUGCAGUUUAAAAAAGGUUUUAUACCAUUAGGCUUUUAGAUAAGCUUACCACAUUACAAUAUGUAGUAUGUCUGCCAAUGCUCAGUUGGUGUAGAGAGCUCAUCAUUUUGUUACAACAUGCAACUCCAUUCCACAUUCUUUAUAAACUCACUGUUUAUAAUUUACACAUUUUGCCAGAAGGAAUUGCCAGUUGGUUAUUUAAUGUUAAAAUGUUUAUCUUUAUAUACACUUUAUAGAUAGUUUGGCUUUUUCCAAAUGCAUUGUACUUUUUUCAGUUCUAUUUAGUAUUUGUACUCAAACGUGCAUAGCAAUAUGGCUGAGGCCUGCUGUCCUUGGAUUAUAAUUGCCGCUGAUAACGUAUAUCACAGGAGUAAAAAAUUAUGUUAAGUUGUGCUUAAUUUAAUGCUUUCAGAUUAAAUUAAUACAUUCAUUACUA